CUCUCUCUCUCUCUCUCGCUCUCGCUCUCUCUUUCUGUGUGUGUGUAAAAAAGCACAGAAAAAUGGCGGAGGCGGCUUCAAUGGAGGAAAUUAGGGCGACAGCCUCUCGACUGGGCAUCGACCUCUCUGAAGUUGAUUUGGACACCAUUCGCCUCCCUCCUGGUGAGGACUUGGGCAUCAAAAGUGAUGAUGAAGAUCUGAAUGAGGACGACCCACUGGAAUUCGAUGGCGGGUUCGGAAACAUAAUAGUUGUGGAUAACCUACCUGUUGUUCCGAAAGAGAAGUUCGAGAAGCUGGAAGGUGUUAUUCGCAAAAUCUACAGUCAGAUUGGAGUCAUCAAAGAAGAUGGCCUUUGGAUGCCCAUCGAUCCUUCCUCCCACAAAACCCUCGGCUAUUGCUUCAUUGAGUAUAACACUCCUCAGGAAGCUGAACUUGCGAGGGAGAAGACACAUAACUACAAGUUGGACAGGUUUCAUAUAUUUGCUGUAAACAUGUUUGAUGACAUUGAAAAGUUCUUGAAAGUUCCAGAUGAAUGGGCUCCACCUGAAACCAAGCCAUAUACUCCAGGAGAAAAUCUGCAGAAAUGGCUUACUGAUGAGAAGGCUAGAGAUCAGUUUGUUAUUCGAUCUGGCUCAGACACUGAAGUAUUGUGGAAUGAUGCGAGACAUUUGAAGCCCGAGCCUGUUUACAAACGUUCAUUUUGGACAGAAAGUUUUGUGCAGUGGUCCCCUCUGGGGACAUACUUGGCCACAGUUCAUAGGCAGGGUGCUGCUGUUUGGGGUGGUGCCACUACCUUCAACAGGCUUAUGCGUUAUGCUCAUCCGCAGGUUAAAUUGAUUGAUUUCUCUCCUGGUGAGAACUUUUUGGUGACAUACAGCAGCCAUGAACCAAGCAAUCCUCGUGAUACUCAUAGGGUGGUGUUAAAUAUUUUUGAUGUGAGAACUGGAAAAGUGAUGAGGGAUUUCAAGGGAAGUGCAGAUGAGUUUGCAGUUGGUGGAACUGGAGGUGUUACUGGGGUGUCUUGGCCAGUUUUCAGAUGGGGUGGUGGAAAAGAUGACAAGUAUUUUGCCCGAAUUGGUAAAAAUGUGAUCUCAGUCUAUGAAACAGAGACCUUUACACUUAUUGACAAGAAAUCCAUAAAGGUUGAAAAUGUGAUGGACUUUAGUUGGUCACCUACUGAUCCCAUUCUUGCACUAUUUGUUCCUGAACUUGGUGGAGGGAACCAACCUGCAAGGGUGAGUCUUAUUCAAAUCCCAAGCAAAGAAGAGUUGAGGCAGAAGAAUCUUUUCAGUGUUAGUGAUUGCAAAAUGUAUUGGCAAAGCAAUGGGGAUUACCUUGCUGUUAAGGUUGACCGCUAUACAAAAACUAAGAAGAGCACAUACACUGGAUUUGAGCUUUUCCGGAUUAAAGAACGUGACAUACCAAUUGAGGUUUUGGAGCUUGAGAAUAAGAAUGACAAGAUUAUUGCAUUUGCUUGGGAACCAAAGGGCCAUAGGUUUGCAGUUAUCCAUGGUGAUAGCCCUAGGCCCGACAUAAGUUUCUACUCGAUGCGGAGCACUUCUAACACCGGUCGUGUUUCAAAGCUCACAACUCUAAAGGGAAAGCAAGCUAAUGCUCUUUACUGGUCGCCAGCUGGCCGUUUCAUCAUACUUGCGGGGUUGCAGGGCUUCAAUGGACAGUUGGAGUUCUUCAAUGUUGACGAGCUUGAAACCAUGGCGACUGCUGAGCAUUUCAUGGCAACAGAUAUUGAAUGGGAUCCUACUGGAAGGUAUGUUGCAACUUCAGUUACUUCAGUUCAUGAGAUGGAAAAUGGUUUCAAUAUCUGGUCUUUUCAUGGAAAGCUACUGUAUCGGAUAUUAAAGGAUCACUUCUUCCAAUUUUUGUGGCGCCCAAGGCCACCACCCUUCUUGAGCCCCGAGAAAGAGGAAGAGAUUGCCAAGAACCUGAAGAAGUAUAGUAAGAAGUAUGAAGCAGAGGACCAAGAUGUGUCAUUACUAUUGAGUGAGCAGGAUCGGGAGAAGCGAAAGAUGUUGAAAGAGGAAUGGGAGAGAUGGAUCAACGAGUGGAAGCGAUUGCACGAAGAAGAGGACUUGGAGAGGCAGAAGCUAAGGGACGGAGAAGCCAGCGAUGAGGAAGAGGAGUACGAGGCAAAGGAAGUUGAGGUCGAAGAGUUGUUGGAUGUUUCAGAAGAGGUUCUAUCAUUUGACUUUGGACAAGAGUGAGUCUAAUGUAGCUGAUAUUUUUGAAGUUAUUUCGGAUUAGGUCCUGCGAUCCAUUUUAUUUAUGAUCUCUAUUUGGUUGGUUCUGUAUGGAGCUUAAAAUGUUUUUGUUUUCUCAUUCUUACCUUAUUUUGUUGUUUAGAAUGUUUGUUCACUUGAGGAAGUUUUGUUUACUUGCCUAGAUUACAAUACUUAUGGUGGUUAUUAUCUAGUGGGUCUAAAUUAUUUAUUGUAACAACUCUAGCUUUUUUUAAUUCACCAAGUGAUGUAAUUGAAGUGAUUUGGGAUGAGCUGGGAAGCUGAUAAGUUAGCCUUUAAUGAUAUCACCAAAAGGGUUAAUUGCACCUGGA
Messenger RNA from Camellia sinensis, 2569 nucleotides. RefSeq names its product eukaryotic translation initiation factor 3 subunit B. Lineage: Eukaryota; Viridiplantae; Streptophyta; Magnoliopsida; Ericales; Theaceae. Gene Ontology annotation, molecular function: translation initiation factor activity; RNA binding; translation initiation factor binding. Gene Ontology annotation, biological process: translational initiation. Gene Ontology annotation, cellular component: eukaryotic translation initiation factor 3 complex. The record is from RefSeq and is a predicted model, not a curated record.